AAAACUUAACCUCUCAGUUUUAUCGAUGGCGACGGCGACUUAUCCACCGCCACCGCCGUAUUACCCGCUCUACAAAAAUUACUCCGACGACCCCGAUUCCUGCCCCGCGCCGCCGCCACCUAUUCAAGGCCCUUACUUCCUCUACGGCGCCAGCUACACGACGGAUGAUGUCCUUCCCGGUCUAGAAGAACAGGGUGUUCGUCAAUUGUACCCUAAAGGGGAUAUUGAUUUCAAGAAAGAGCUCAGGUCUCUUAACAGAGAACUGCAGUUGAAUAUUUUGGAGCUUGCUGAUGUUCUUGUAGAGCGCCCAUCGCAGUACGCUAGGAGAGUAGAAGACAUCUCUUUAAUUUUCAAGAAUGUAUAUCACCUUCUGAAUUCUCUGCGUCCACACCAGGCUAGAGCAACAUUGAUACAUAUUCUAGAACUCCAGAUACAGCGGCGUAAACAGGCUGUGGAAGACAUUAAAAGGAGAAGAGAAGAAGCACAAAGGCUUCUCACAGAGGCGCUUGGAACUCUCGAUGGACAAUGAAGAUCAACUCAUAGGCUUAAUGAUGAAGGGUUGUUCUUGUUGGUGAAACGGCAGUUGAGUCGAAUCUCCCCUUGCUUCCCGGUGAGCAGAUUAAGGCCUCCCAACCUGCUGAUUGACAGCGCAAACUGCUGCUUGAAGUGCCCCAACAUGCCAGCGUAUUCAAGCGCCAGCUGUGUGGUGUUGUAGCUCUGGAGCAGGUCUUGAUCCACCUUCAAAACUGCCUUGUUCGACACCACGUUGCUGUAGUAGUUGUUGCUGAACUUGUACUGCUCUCCGUUUCUGUCUGUCAAGAACACCGUUGGGUCUCUCUGGCCUUUCUUGAGGGUUUUGGGGCAUUGCUUUCGCAGCUUCUCCAGUUCGGACUUGGCCAUGGAGGGGUCAGGUUUUCCCGUGUUUUUGAAGUUGUAGAGACGAUCAUUGAGGUUAGCACAGUGUGUCUUUC
Salvia hispanica is the source of this 971-nucleotide messenger RNA. Its product is annotated as mediator of RNA polymerase II transcription subunit 7a-like. The record is from RefSeq and is a predicted model, not a curated record. Gene Ontology annotation, molecular function: transcription coregulator activity. Gene Ontology annotation, cellular component: core mediator complex; mediator complex. Gene Ontology annotation, biological process: regulation of transcription by RNA polymerase II. Lineage: Eukaryota; Viridiplantae; Streptophyta; Magnoliopsida; Lamiales; Lamiaceae.